This is a messenger RNA of Triticum aestivum (bread wheat), 2577 nucleotides long. Its product is annotated as nuclear transcription factor Y subunit C-4. The record is from RefSeq and is a predicted model, not a curated record. Gene Ontology annotation, cellular component: nucleus. The transcript has 4 exons. Gene Ontology annotation, molecular function: RNA polymerase II cis-regulatory region sequence-specific DNA binding; DNA-binding transcription factor activity, RNA polymerase II-specific; protein heterodimerization activity. Gene Ontology annotation, biological process: regulation of transcription by RNA polymerase II. NCBI's taxonomy places the organism in Eukaryota, Viridiplantae, Streptophyta, Magnoliopsida, Poales, Poaceae. The coding region runs from base 1727 to 2320 and encodes 197 amino acids.
GAUGCAGAAAAAACAGAUCGGGAGAAUCUGGCAGGGAGCGCCUCCCACGCGCGCUCUCGUCACACACCAUGCUCUCCGCAGCUGCCUCGCCGCCGCCUACUCCCCCCUUGCUGGCACCCCUUCCGCCGCGACAAGCGCCGCAGCAGCCAGCCGCUUCUCUCGCACAGCAUCCUCCUCGCCGCUCUGCUGUCUGCUCUAGCCCCGUGACCUCCCGGCCGCGCGUAGGCUGUUCGAUGGAAUGCCUCACAGGGGCACCGUAGCUGGAAGUGCCUGUCCGUUACCGCUCUGCCCGGCAGAACGCAGUAGUUUGCGACAGAACGUGUAUACGUAUCAACGUGUCGGCCUCUUCAAAUGUGCGGUGCACGUCUUUUGGGGUAUGAAUGAGCAGGACAUCGUUUCGGUGAACUCUGUCACGUCAGUGUACAAAGAUGAUAGCCAGAGCGAUGCAGUGUUCGAGUGUUUCCCGUUGGUUAGAAGCCAUGGUUUUUUGGUCGACAAGUGCAGUGUGUCAACGGUGCUUACCAUGUGCACAUAUAUCAAGGAUUUGGCUAAGGGUUACCAGCUCUUGGCCCUUUGCAUUAAAACAUGACUCCUGUCAUCUAUAGUGCUGUUUUCAGCAUGUUGUCCAUGUCUGUCAGAUUGCUUGAUGCCAUCAUGUUUUUCGAGGGAUUAACCAACAAAGUGGGACUCAGAAACAUGUAAUGCGAUGAUAUUGUAUAUACCAGAAGUGGUUUAAUGGAGCAAGCUCUGGGCCUCUUUGGGAUGGCUCUGUGAAAUGCUGUUCUUCCAACUGAGUUCACUUUUACAAGUGUGCUGAGAUGGAGCUUCUGUUUUGGUCUGAUGGAGCAGGGCACACAAAUCCACGGGCUGGUAUAUAAACGUGGGUUUGAGGAUGAUAUAAUUGUCGCCAUUGCUCUCAUUGACAUGUAUUGUAAGUUAGGUUCCUUGAAGCAUGUCAGGAAACUCUUCAAUGGUGUCUGUGCCAAGGAUUUGCUGCUAUGGAAUACAAUGGUUGUUGGUAUAUCGCAGAAUGGGAAAGGCAGGGAAGCUAUUCCAAUUACCGAGGCUGAGGCCUCCUACUAAGUAGGAGCAUUUUGCAAAGUCAAAAUUCGAAAGGUGAACCUGUUCCUUUUGCUGGCUUUAUGAGUGCCUUUUAUUGCAAGUGUAUAAACUUGAAUCUUUCUGUAACAGAAACAUACUUGCAGGGAUUAUUAACGCAAGAAGAACAAGUGUGAAUGGGAUGAGCAAACUUCUUCGUGGAAGCGGACUUGUGGCUAUGAUCGUGUUAAUGACGAUAGAGACAAUCCGAUCAUUGAAGCCAGAAUCACAGAUGAGCCCGGUGUUGAUCCUUUUGCUCAAUAGAGGGAGGAGAAGAAGAACAGGUUGAUUAUCAAGAAAAGAACAUACUUUAGAAUUUAAAGAACGCUGCAAAAGUUAGUGCUCUGCCAAGCUGUGCCGUCUUGCCGCUCUUGCCAUCAAGGUAUAUAAAUACAGUUUUCUUUGCCGAGCUUUGUGCUAAUCGAAAGAUAAUUUCUGAGGUGCACAAGAACUCUGUAUUCGACAGUGCCGGAAAGACCAUUGAUUUUCGGGCAAGCAAGAUCAAGCAGUGCACAUGGUACCGACUUCGCAACCUCAGCCUGCAAUGGGUGAUGUCACCCCUGCCGAUUCACAGCCAACUUAACCAUUCCCUGGCAAUCCAGCUCAGCUCAGUGCUCAGGAGCAGCUUAUGUACGAGCAGUCGCAGGAGUAUCAGCUGCAGCUCCAGCAGCAGUGCCAGAGGCAGCUCCAGCAGUUCUGGGCCGAGCAGCGGUCAGAGAUCGAGCAGGCCACCGACAUCAAGAACCACCCCCUGCCACCCACCAGGAUAAGGAAGAUCAUGAAGGCCGACGAGGACGUCCGCAUGAUCUCGGCAGAAGCUCCGGCGCUCUUCGCGAAAGCAUGCGAGAUGUUCACACUGGAGAUGACGAUGAGGUCAUGGAUGGUCGCCAAGGAGGACAAGCGCCGGAUCCUGCAGAGGAGUGACAUCGCUGCUGCUGUGGCUAGGACUGGCAUUUAUGAUUUCUUGCUGGAUUUAUUUACCAGCGAAGAGACGAAGCAGGGCUUCUUGCUUCCUAGGGCCGGGCAGGGGCAGCAGCCCAUGGGGGCUCAAGCUGGUGCAUACCCGUACUACUAUGCGCCGGAGCAGCAGGUGGCAGGUGCGUCUAUGGUGUAUGGUGGCCCGUCGACUUAUGUGUGGCAAGAGCCUCAGGUGCAAGAGCAGGGCCAUCCGUCCAGCACCUACGUGUGGCAAGAGCCUCCGCAACAGCAGGAGGGGCCCUGAAGCUAUCACCGGAUUCAGAGCCCUCGUUUCAGCCUGGACAUUUCCAAAAAACUUUGGGUUUCGCGUUAGCUUUCAUAUGAUCGUUAUUCGUCGUUUCAAACAGGUCAAAGUUUGGUUGCUGUUGUCAUGGUGUCGUAUGAGAGGUACUAUGAAUUUGUGAUUCGAGACUAAUUGGUCGAAUUUUACCAUUCCAAACCCAAAAGUUUGCCUCCGGUGUAUGCCUUGUUUUUAUUUCUAUGUAUUUGUGAUAUGUUUGC